Messenger RNA from Pollicipes pollicipes, 1987 nucleotides. RefSeq names its product DCN1-like protein 4. Gene Ontology annotation, cellular component: ubiquitin ligase complex. Gene Ontology annotation, biological process: protein neddylation. NCBI's taxonomy places the organism in Eukaryota, Metazoa, Arthropoda, Thecostraca, Pollicipedomorpha, Pollicipedidae. Gene Ontology annotation, molecular function: ubiquitin conjugating enzyme binding; cullin family protein binding; ubiquitin-like protein binding. The record is from RefSeq and is a predicted model, not a curated record. The transcript has 8 exons. Bases 259 to 981 code for a protein of 240 amino acids.
GACGGAAUUGUGGCAGCGAUCUUUUCAUGCUGAUCGCGGCGGAGGUGGGCUGGCCGCUGGCAGGCCAUUAAGCAAGCAAAUACAGUGAGGUAGUACCUGCAGUUGGUUCCUUCAGGAUGCGAAUGUCCACAAUUCACUUGAAGUGAAAGCAACUGGGUUUUAGCAGCUGGCAGUAACAACACUGAAAAGCUGGAACGUUCGUCAUAUCUAGAUAACUUACUGGAAACCUUGAGCCUGCAAGAUCAGGGUCAGGAGGUCAUGCCGCGGGGCAGGAAGCGGUCCGAGGAGCAGCCAGACGGUCACGUGCGGCCGGUCGCCAAACGCCACCGCAACGGACAGCACGUCCAGCCCAGCGGCCGCCGGCCCGUCGGCUUCAACGAGAAGGUGUGCCUCGAGUGGUUCCGCGAGUACACGACAGCCGACGAGCCCGACCUGCUGGGACCGGAGGGCAUGGAGCGCUUCUGCCGCGACCUUGGCGUCCAGCCUGAGGACGUCGUCAUGCUGGUGAUCGCCUGGAAGAUGGACGCCAAGAACAUGGGCUUCUUCUCGGCGCAGGAGUGGCUGAGGGGCCUGUCCCAGCUACAAGCUGACUGCAUAGAGACGCUGCGGUGGCGAAUAGAUUAUAUGAGGUCGCUUCUGGAUCACCCAGACGUUUUCAAGUCGGUGUACAGGUUCGGGUUCGACUUCGCGCGGGAGAAAGGCCAGCGCAGCAUGGACCUGGAGACGGCGCUGGCCAUGCUGAAGCUGCUGCUGGAGCCGCGCUGGCCCGCCUGCGCCGCUUUCCUCCGGUUCCUGACGCAGAGCAAGCACCGUGUCGUCAACAAGGAUCAGUGGAACAACAUUCUGGAGUUUUCGCGCGUCAUCUCACCCGACCUCUCCAACUACGAUGAGAACGGCGCCUGGCCCGUCAUGCUGGACGAGUUCGUGGCCUGGCGCCGGCAAGAGCAGCGGCCCGACGCUAGCAUGGAGGCCGACUGGUGACAGACGCUACGCGCGCCACGUCCCCGCCGCGGGUGACGCCGCGUGGCAGACCUGCCCGACACAGGCGCCGCCGGCCAGCCCCUCGUGCCGUCUGAUGGAGGGCGGCGGCACCGUGCCGACCCACACGCAGGGAGAGAGGAAGAGAGGGAGAGAGAGGGGGCAGACACCGCGCGGUAGGAGGGCGCACGUGGUGUUUGCGUGCCGCCUCCAGCUCGGCGCACAACGUUGCCAGGGCGCCGCUAAUCGAAUGAGCUUUACCAGACGAUCGACGGGCCGUCCAGCGUGGGUGGCGCUGGAUGUCCUGCUGUCGAUCCGAGCGCGCGCCGCAGCCGGUGGCGUGCUGUUUUGCGGGUGGGUUGCCCCUCGCCCCGCGCGCGCACUUCCACACACACCCGUACAUAGGCGUGACGGAUGGAACGGUCAGCUGGUGAACACAUCAGAGGCUGUGCUCUCCGCGUGGGCCUGUGCGAGAGAAGCUCGAAGAUGAUGCCGAAGCUGAUAAGGCCCGUGUGAGUUCCUCGCGGUGUGAAUGUGACUCCGCGCUGCCCCCCACGUGCAAUGUCCCGCCGCCGACCGGUGACCGCGCACGAUCUGAGGGAGCGCGCGCGGUCGCGAGCGGUGGGUGUGGACUGGUGACCUGGGACCAGGAGCGCUGGCCCGCCUGUGGGCCGAACCCAGCCGACAGUGGUCCGAGCCGGGUCAACAAUCAGCCCAGGUGGCCAUAACGCGACGCGUGCAGGGCACUGAUGGAGGUCUGGGGUCAGUUCCCAGUCUCCCGGCAUUGGCUGCGUGACGUGGCAGCUCCUGUGACGCUGCCGGCUCCGUCCGCGGUCGUCCGGCUGUCUUAUUCCGGCCGUGCAUCGUGAACGAUCGCGGCGUUUUUCUCCCUCGGCGGUCGGCUGGCCGGCGCUGCGUCUGCCGGGCGGCUGGCCGUUCGCUCUCCUAGUCCUGCGACGUUGACCCGUGUAGCUGGCCAUGAAAUAAAUGUGUCUCUUUUGAUGCCUCG